Molecule: messenger RNA, 2861 nt
Organism: Alosa alosa (allis shad)
Lineage: Eukaryota; Metazoa; Chordata; Actinopteri; Clupeiformes; Clupeidae
Gene: map7d3
Product: MAP7 domain containing 3
Exons: 21
Coding region: 35-2767 (910 amino acids)
Biological process (GO): microtubule cytoskeleton organization
Cellular component (GO): microtubule cytoskeleton
Source: RefSeq, a predicted model, not a curated record
UGUCCACGUCCCCGUGUAUUAUUGCGCGCCUUGAAUGUGUCAGGGGGAAAGGAGGAAAACUUCUGUAAAAAAAAUGGCGGAGGGUGCAACGUCUCUGAAAGGGAUGCGAGCCCAAAUGGCUGCAGCUGCACAGGCCCAGGCCGAGGAGCGCCGCAGCCUAGCAGGAACCAGCCCCGGGCCUGUCGCCACUGCCAACACAGCCGUAUCAGCCAAGAGUCCAGGACCACGACCAGUUCUCGAUGGAGCUGCUUUGAGGAUAGACGAUAAACUCAGAGUGGCGAAAGAACGACGGGAGGAGCAGGAAAAACAACAGGCGGCGCGUGACUCUCAGAUCUUCGAGCGAGAGCGCAAGGCGAAGCUUCAGGUGGAGCGUCAGAUGGAGGAGCGACAGCGCAAGCUGGAGGAGCAGCGACGGAAGGAGGAGCAGAGGAGGGCUGCUGUGGAGGAGAAAAGGAAGCUGAAGCAAGAGGAGGAGAAGGAGCGCUAUGAGGCGGUGAUGCGCCGGACACUGGAGCGCAGCCAGAGGGCAGAGCAGAGGCAGAAGCGCUGGUCCUGGGGCGGACUCUCAGACGCAGACCACAGAACUGAGUCUCCCUCCGUGCCCCCUCCUCCUCCAGGUGAGAGCGACGCAAGUUCCUCUUCUUCCUCGGUAGCCAUAGUAAUCUGCCCCGCCUCGCCAGCCAAGCCUUGCAGGACGCCGCCAGUGGACAAACGAUCCACCUCCACCAUGAACCUCAUGAAACAGCCGGGUGAGGCGGUUCUCAGCAAGCGCCUGUCCUCUUCCUCCGCCACCCUGGUCCGCUCCCCUGACAAAAGUGCUAAGCGGAGGAGUUCAUCUUUGAACCGGUUGCCUAGCAAUCCCCCUCAACCCACUAAAGACGGUCAUAAUAAACAGCCUCAGGUGGAACAGACAGGCCGGACCGCCCAGAGCCGUCGCAGCUCGUCCCUCUCGCGGGCGGCAGCGCGAACCCCGACCCCGACCAGAGCGGAGAAGGCUUCGGCCGCCGAGGAACCAGCCCGCCGUGGUCUGACCAGCCCCGUGGACAGUGCUGUUCUCAGCCGCCUGCUCACCCCCACCCAGGCCUCACUCGCUAGGAGCAAGAGCGCCGCCGCCCUCUCCGCCCAAGGAGCAGACGCCCCAGAGUCUCACAUGCUGUGUCCUCGCUCAGCCUCGGCCACGCCCCCCGCCGGACGCAGCCAGCCGGUCCGCAGCCGCAGCAGCGACCGCCGCAACGGCCUGCCCACCUCCGCCUCGGCCCACGCCGCACUGGACAGUGGUGGCACGCAGAAAGCUGAGAAGCGCUUCUCAUCUCCGGGAGGGACGCGCCCCACCUCUCCCUCCACCCUCACCAGUCGCCACCGCUCCCCAUCCCCUGCACCCCUCAACACCAGCACCAACAAGAGAGCCCCCUCCCCAGUCACAGCCAAGAGUCCACGUAACCGUCCCCCGUCCCCCUCGGGCCUGAAGCAGCGCCCCCCCUCUCCCCAGCCGCAGACCACCUCCAAGCCGCCGCCCAUCCAGAGGCCGGCCCUUACCCCCACCGGGCCGCCCACCCUCCGCAAGAGGGACUCCAAGCCAAAGGACAUGUCCCCCAUGCAGCCCCUCAUGCCCGUGGCAUCUCCGGACCCCAGUGCCCAGGCCAGCCCGGCCUCCACCCCCACCCCAGCUCCAGCUCCAGCUCCAGCCCCUGCCCCAGCCCCAGCCCCAGCCUCCAAGGCCAAAGAGGACGCCAGCUCCAAAGCCGCGGCUGGAACCAAUUCUGCCGCCGAGGCCGCCAAGAUCCUGGCCGAGAACCGGCGUCUGGCCCGCGAGCAGAAGGAGCGAGAGGAGCAGCUGCGCGUGCAGAGAGAGGAGGAAGAGAGGUUGAGAAAGGAGGAGGAGAAGCGCUUGGCCGAGGAGGCGCGAGUGAAGCGCCUGGAGGAGGAGAAGAGGCUGGCGGAGGAGAGGAAGAAGCAGGAGGAGGAGGACGCACUGAAGCAGGAGGAGGAGCGGGAGAAGCAGAGGCAGGAGGACGAGCUCAGGCAGGCAGAGCUGCAGAAAGAGCGCGAUGAGGCUGAGGCACGAGCCCUGGAAGAGGCGGAGAAGCUGCGUCUGGAGCGAGAACGCAUCCUCCAGCAGAAUCAACAGGAGCGCAUGGAGAGGAAGAAGAGAAUCGAGGAGAUUAUGAAGAGAACAAGAAAAACGGACCAAAAUGACUUCAAGAGAGAUGAUGAGAAAUGUGUCCAGGAGAUGAAUGGAAAUGGAAAUGAUGACCAAGCAAACUGUGACGCCAACGAGGAAAAUCCUGACCAACCAGAAGACACUGCUAUAGAGUCCAACCAAUCAGAAGCCCAGGAGGAGGAGGCCCUUCCUUUAGCUGAGCUAAUGGCAGUGCGGGAGGAGCCCUUGGGCUGUGUGAAUGGGCAGCCUGGGGUGGACAACAAGGAGAACAGCAACGGGUCCUGCACACAGGAGCCCCCUGCUGACAGCAGUUGUCCUCCGUCCAAAAGCCGGCUGGUGGAGGGCUCCGAGUUUGUGAACGAAGACGCCAAGGUGGGCCUGGCACCAGGGGUCAACGGGAAGUCCGGGCCCUGGAGCUUUGAGGAGCUCAUCGACCUCAACGUCCACAGCAAGGGCCGGCCACUGCUGGAGGCGGAGGCCUGCAACCAGGGCCUGAUGGAGCGCGAGGCGGGGGUUCCCGAGGGCCCGCGUGUGGCCUUCGAGGAGAAGACGUCCGUCAGCUCCCUGCACCCCAGCCAGCCCAUCGAGGCCUUGUCCGAGAUGUGAGGACUGGAGCCUUGUGAUAUACAUACAUAUUUGUUUAUUUUUUUGCACUCUGUGAGUUGUUGUCCAGUUUGAGCUUGAGAGCAGAGAGCUCCCC